AUGGCUAAACAACCCACAAUUAGAAUCUUCUUAAGUAUUGAUCUUCAGUUUCAAUGGCCUAUCAAACAGCUUGAUAUUUCAACUGCAUUUCUUCAUGGCAUUCUUCAGGAAGAAGUCUAUAUGUUGCAGCCUCUAGGAUUUGUACAAUCUUCUACUCAUGGGUUCACAAAUAGUCUUUCCGAUACUUCUCUUUUUAUCAGAAAAACUUCUACUAGUCUCAUCAUUCUCUUGGUAGAUGUUAAUGACAUCUUACUAACUAGUAAUGAUUCUACUCUAAUUGCUCAACUUCUUCAGCAAAUGCACAAGGUUUUUUCUAAGAAAGAGCUUGGUUCUCUGUCAUAUUUUCUAGGAAUUUCAGUUCAUUCUCAUAAGCAUGGUUACUUUUUAUCUCAAGCCAAGUAUGCAGCUGCCUUAUUGCACAAACCCCCUCUGUAUAGAAGUUUAGUAGGUGGUCUGCAAUAUUUGACUAUCACCAGACCUGAUCUCUCCUAUGUUGUUAAUCAAGCUUGUCAGUUUAUGCAUCUUUCCACUAAUGCUCAUUUUCAAGCCGUUAAGAGGCUUCUUCGAUAUGUGAAAGGGACUUUGUCUCAUGGUCUCUCUUUCACACCUAGUCCUUUUGAUCUUUCUGCUUUUUUAGACUCUAAUUGGGCCAGUGAUAGUUUUGAUAAAAAAUCCACCUCUGGUUAUUAUGUAUAUCUUGGCUCAAACUUGAUUUCUUGGUCAGCUAAAAAGCAAGCAACUGUCUCUUGGUCAUCCUCUGAAGCUGAUUUAUCUGCUAUGGCUUUAGCAUCCAACCUUGUUUUUCAUUCUCGAUCAAAACAUAUCGAAAUCGAUUGUCAUUGUAUUCGAGAAAAAGUGGUUGCCAAACAGAUUGAACUUAAAUAUAUUCCUACCAUUGAUCAGGUGAUUGAUAUUUUCACUAAACCUUUUUGUCUUUCUAGAUUUCAUUAUCUUCGCGACAAACUGUUAGUGCUUCCUUGCCCUAUCAACUUGAGGGAGGCUGAAGAAGUUAUCUCAUCAUCACCAUCUCACAGCACACAACUUUCAUCAUCAUCAUCAUCAUCUCACAGCAAACCUGAGUUGCUGCCUUUGUUUGUUAUAACUUCUGCAUCAUAG
This is a messenger RNA of Camellia sinensis, 1116 nucleotides long. NCBI's taxonomy places the organism in Eukaryota, Viridiplantae, Streptophyta, Magnoliopsida, Ericales, Theaceae. The record is from RefSeq and is a predicted model, not a curated record.